ACAACCCCCACCCUUACGGUGCCGCUCUUCGUCGAGUAAGGUCGCCUGACCUCUAACGUAAAACUUGGGAACUAACGGCAAACUCGCUCACAGCAAGCGAAUGGGAAAUAUGCGAAUGUAUUGCUCGUAUUCGGAGUUCGUGAAGACCCUCAGUGCAGGCGAGAUCAUGCGGACGGUUUAAUAACGUGAUUGUGUUUAUUUGUGUGUGUGGAAUAAAAGGUGAAGUGAGACAUUAGUUGCUGUUAUCAGUCACCUGAGUCAAAAUUGGGAUUUUUAAGACAAUAGAUUCGCUCAUGUUCACCACAAAUGAAAAGUGAUCAUCAAAACUGCUCAAUAAUGGGAACGUGAUGCCACUAUGGCCUCGCCAUGAGUGAGGGUGGCGGUGAGGCUAUGGGUCCCUCCUUUGCAGGAGGGUACCCACCCUCUCAAACCCCUACUCCCUCCUCAACUGUUCCGGACACUGGUGCAGAUAAUUCCAAGUCUUCGUCUUCCGCUGGUCUUCCACCUUUCAGCUCAUUCUCAUCCGAAAUGUCCAACGAAGGACUAGGCUCGCGCCUGGGGCCUGAAGGUUUCGGAACAGAGCCCUUCGCCACUGGGCGAUUGAUAACAGAUAUCUCUGGAUGGGGAUACUAUGAAGAAGGUUUGACAGGCCGACUGUUAGACAGAGGUGACGGAUUCCCUAUGUUAAUUCCUCAGCCACAAUACCGUCCAUGGGAGAGUAAACCACUAGAUUCUACCUCUCAGGACAGUUUAAUCAAGCCUGCGGACUAUCCCUUAUCUCCUGCAACAAUUGCCAACAAAUUGCCAUCAUUCCAAUCUCAAUUUAAUUCAAUUCCAGAGCAAAAUGGAGAACCGGUUUCUCUGACAACGCUCACUCCUGCUCCUCCUUCCCCUUGCAAUUCCUCUACUGGUUUACCCAGCUUCCAUACACUUUCUGCUGUCCCAAGAGGGUACCCACUGGUGCCGGCACCAGUUCAAGCAAGGGAAGUUCCAGCCAUUCAGCAACAGUUUCUGGAUGAAAGACACAUUCAUUUGUUCCAAACCCCUCCGACGCAGUAUCAUUUUGCUCAACCUCAACAAACUACUCUCCUUACUGUUGUCAAAACUGAGCCCGUUGCUCUUGUAACUUCACAAGGUGUGUACCAAAAUGCCAUGACAGUGUUAGAUCACGAUCAAAUCAAAAUGGAAGAAAGUCUUUCACCGCGAGGUCUUCAUGAAAGAAAGAAGGAAAGACGAAAAAUACGUGCCUCAUCUCUAGAAAGCUCAAUAGAAAGUGACGGAAUUGGUAGUUCAAGUGUCGAAAGUUCGGGUCAAGUAGCUGCUGUUUCGAGUACAGCCGGUUUCAAAUCGCCCAUGAUGCAGCACCAAAACAUGGGAUCCAUGAGUGGCGGACCUGGUCUUUGCCAUGAUGUUGAAGAUUGUGAAAAUGGCAGCAAUGAAAAGCAAACCAAGAAAAAACGCAAGCGCUGUGGUGAAUGCAUUGGUUGUCAAAGGAAGGAAAAUUGUGGCGACUGUGCUCCGUGUCGGAAUGAUAAAAGUCAUCAAAUAUGCAAGAUGCGAAGGUGCGAGAAACUCACAGAGAAGAAGCACUUAUUGUACCUGAGUAAUGAUUAUGUCCGGGGCGAAAGUCGGCGGGGGAGAGGGAAAGGCAGCAGAGCUUCAACGGGUUACCGGAAGUCACGCGGGAAUUCGUCGCAGGCAAGCACGCCGCAACCGUCCACCCCGGCAGGAGCCAUCAAUGGUGUAGUCGAUUCCCCAAAUAUGAUGAGUCUACCUGAACAUUCUGUCUCAUCAGUUAGAGCAGAUGUCAAGAUAGAAUCUGGAGUACCUGUUACAGAUCCGUCACUCACGCCAGGCCUGACCAUGCCAUUCUAUGGGACUGGUGUUCAGUCAACAAAUAUUGUAGAUACCAGUAGUUUUGUUCCACCAAUCAGAGAACAUAGGUUUCCUAAUGCUGUUUGGCAACAAACUUCAGUGCCAGCUCCUGAUCCAAGUAAUCCAGGUGGCUGGACACCUCAAGGGCAGUUCAUACAACAGUUACCUCCUCCUCCAACGCUGGAUUACCAUCCAACUCAAUAUUCUUAUCACCAAAGUUCACCAGGGUAUCAACAAACAGCUCAAGGCACGUUUAUGCAAACACCAAAUGGGAGCUACCAAAACUCACAACCAUCCCCUUUAGUUAAUGGUGGCGUAACACCAACUGUAAAUUCAAAUCAACAGCUGAAUGGCUCAACGAUGGAAUAUGUUGAUGCAUCACCUAGACCAUCUGAAUUUGUCAAUGGGACUUACAGUCAUUCAAAUCAAGAUGUCACAAUGAUACCUCCUUCAACAACACCAAACAGCAGGUGCAGUUCUGUUCAUGCGGAAAGCAACGGAGAUGCUGUUAACAAUAUCCCUAGCUCUGUAGUCAAAACACCAACAAGCAACAGCUUCUCUUCUGGGCAGGGAAACGCAAUGCCUGGGUACCCACAUCAACUACCUCCCCAAUCUCAGCAGAGUUCACACAACUCUAAUGGGUACCCAGGCGGUGAAAUAAAUUCUGGGGAACAGUCAGCUGAACAAGAGUCUCUUAAACUGAUGAAAUCAGAAAGGCUCAGUCCUUUCUCCCCUCAGUCACCUUGGGCAAAUGCUCGAUCUCAAAAUUUUUCGGGAAAUAGGAAUGAGCGAAAUAAUUCAGAAAAUCUUCCUAACAAUGAUGUAAAUAUUUCCUCAUAUCAGCAGCAGUCUGAACAGCCAAGCCAUGCAAGUAGUCAUGUUAACAGCCGGUUAAAAAACAUGAUUUUAAAUAAACAACAAAACAACCAACAGCAGCAACAAAACUUAAAUUUACAGUACCAGCAACAGCAACAUCAUCAGCAACAACAACAGCAACAACAACAGCAGCAACAACAGCAGCAACAGCAGCAGCAUCAACAGCAGCUACAACAACACCAACAACAACAGCAGCAGCAGCAACAACAACAACAACAACAACAGCAGCAGCAGCAGCAGCUACAGCAACAACACCAACAACAGCUUCAACGACAACAUCAACAGCAAAUGGCUGAAAGCCACCUAGAGCAUCAACAGCUACAAAGAAACCAAAGUAUACAGUCGCCAAAUCCUGAAAGUUACGGCGGCAGUGGAAUGCACCAACAACAUCAGCAGCAGCAAUAUAUGAUAAACGAAUCUAAUAAUUCCAAAUCUCCAAUGAAUAAUUUUUUAGCCCAAGGCCACCAUCCUCGGAACUUAGUUACUGAGGGUGGUGGCGUUAAACAAUGGAACUCUCACGAAAGAGUUCCAGUAGCAGAUGCUAAUGCCUCCGCUGCAAAAUUUUUCUUUAAGUAUGUAAGCCCCACAAGAAAUGCAAAGGAAGAUUUCAUAACACAUAUCAACCCAAUGCCCUUAAACACAAAUUAUGUUAAUACUCACAGCAAGUUAACUGUUCCCUUUCCUCCGUUCCCUAAAUCUGAUUGGAAUAUUCAGAAUAUUAUCAAGCAGGAGACACCAUCAGAAACUGACAUAAAUUUUAACAUCAAAAAAAGUUCUUCUAUAAUGAAACCAUUAUCUGAGGAGCCACAAGAGAGUGGACAUUAUUUUCCAGGAAAAUGCUUGAUUAAUGGUUCAACUACUAGUGAAAAACUGCAAAAAAAUGAUCGCAAUAAAUCGUGGCCUUCGUACAAACCUCAAGACCUUGUAAACAGUGCAUCAUACGUCCGAAAUAAUCACAGCUUGAAUGGAAUGCCAAUUUUUAAUCCUGAACGUUUUGAAACGCAUAAAAGAGAACCUGUUACCUCUUUGUAUGAUCCUGGCUAUUUUCCUUCAAAUCAAUUUCCAGUAAAAAACCACCCUAAAAAAUGUCUGCCUCUGGGCUCUUUUCUGGAACAACCACUAAAGACAGAUCCAGCUAAGCGCUCUGAAAAUUAUUCCUGUCGGAUUGAAAAGGAAGUGGAUCAUAAAUCAAAGGUUAUAAUCGAAGAUCGAAGGCCUGCAGGAAUCAAAAUCUGUCAUGUGCCAAGAUAUCAAGAGAUUCCUUUUGGAUCUGAUCCAAGAUUAACUUCGGGAAAAAUUAAGGAGGAAAAAUGUGAUGGAUCUGAACUCAAGUCCAGUUUUAUUUUUGGUGCGGGCGGAGGGCCUUGUUCAAUGGAGACUACAGGCGGGUCGUGGUGCUGUAGGCAAGGAGGAGUGCAAACUCCAACCGCUGAACACUGUUGUCAAGGGUUGCAGACGAAGGAUGAAGUUCUAGAAUCAAAUGAAGACGAUGAGAAAAAUGUUACGGUGAAGGACGAAAAGAGCAGUUUAUUAGAUUGUAAGCCAGAAAUGGAUAAUAUCAAUGACGUGAAACCUCCUAUCUCAUCUCCGAAUAUGUCAGCAAAAGAAUUUCAGGAGCAUAUUGAAAGGUUGAAAAAUAACAUCAAAGUUGAAGUUCCUGACUGUAACUGUUUUCCUGCGGAUAAAUUUCCACCAGAGCCUGGUUCAUAUUACACUCACCUUGGAGCUGCUGAAUCCCUACCGGAGCUGAGGAAAGAUCUUGAGAAAAGGACAGGACUAAAAGACAAAGCAAUCAGAGUAGAAAAGAUCUUGUACACUGGUAAGGAAGGAAAAACAUCGCAAGGCUGUCCCAUGGCAAAAUGGAUAAUUCGUAGAGCAUCAACCGAGGAGAAGGUAUUGGUGAUUGUAAAGUAUCGACAAGGUCACAAAUGCUCCUCAGCAUGGAUUGUCGUUGUUCUUGUGGCGUGGGAGGGUGUGCCAACAUCAGAAGCUGACUGCCUUUACUCCAUGCUCACUCAUAAAUUGAAUCGAUAUGGUUUACCAACUGUUCGAAGAUGUGCCACAAAUGAACCGAGGACUUGUGCUUGCCAGGGAUUGGAUCCCAAGACUUGCGGAGCCUCGUUCUCUUUUGGAUGUUCUUGGUCCAUGUAUUACAACGGUUGCAAAUAUGCCCGAAGUAAAACUGUUAGAAAAUUUCGACUAUCAGUCCGCUCAGAGGAACAAGAAGUCGAAGAACGAUUGCAGUGUCUGGCGACCAAUCUUUCCCCACUCUACCACUCAUUAGCGCCCGAGGCGUGGAAUAAUCAGACUCAGUUUGAGCGAGAGGCUUCCGACUGCAGACUAGGUCUCAAACAAGGCCGUCCAUUUGCCAGUGUUACAGCUUGUAUCGACUUUUGUGCUCACGCACAUCGGGACCUGCAUAACAUGAACAAUGGAUGUACUGUCGUCGUGAGUUUGACGAAACAGCGGGGUCUCUCGAAAGGCGAAGAUGAACAGCUCCACGUGUUACCACUCUAUGCAAUGGACGAUUCGGACGAGUUCGGAGAUAAAAUGGCUCAGGAAGAAAAAGUGAAGAAAGGAGCUGUUGAAGUACUGACUAAGUAUCCAUGCCAAGUCCGAGUACGAGCUGUUCCUUUGCAGCCGUGUCGGAGACAAGGGAAGAAGAGGAAAGAGGAGGAGCUAGAGGCAGCCUCUGAUAAGAACAAAGCAACCUCGGAAAGUCAAGAUCUGCCCCCCAAUACCUAUUUGCCCAGUGAAAUAUCUGUUUCAGAAAGGAUAGAGUCUCAGCUACAAAGUUCUCAGGUAUCAUCAACUGUAUUGGAUAGUCCCAUCUCAUCGUAUCCUGGUUGGAUGUUUCCACCUCAGGCUCAGUACCUCAAUCGUGAAAUGUAUCACAGUCCUCAUCCUGAGUGGUUUCAGUCCUCAUAUCAGCCGGCACCAUAUUUAAAUUGGGUGGAGCCAAUAUCAUGGAACACCUCAACUCCUCUUCAUUCCAUAGAUAAUUGGACAACUACUGGAUCUGGCAGCUUUAGUUUUGAGGGAAGUUUCAAAAGAGAGCUCAAAGUGGAUGCAGACAGCACAACCAAUGGCUUGUUUCGCGGUGCCUUUAGUUCGCCUCAUAAAAUAGUCACCUCGCCCAGUGUCGGGCAUCAUCAGCCCCAAUUGAACGCAGUGAAUGCUGCCAGCAGUUGGUCAGCUUUACCUGAAAGGGGGAACCCGAAUCUACCUCAGGGACACUAUUCAGACAUAUCGGCCCCUGGACUUUCACCCUUCGAACAGUCAUUUCAUACGAGAGGUGAAAAUCGCACCAACAGUGGUGAUCCUCGAAACAAAAUUAGUUUUAAUCCAACUUUAGAUGUUAAGAAGCAGCACAAUUUGAGUGAUAACUUACUGAACGAACCCACACACUCACAGAUUAACGUCAGACAAGAGUCAGCAUUCAGCUCUCCUUCUAGUCAAACUUCUCAGUAUUCAAACCUCCCACCAGAAAGUUCUGGCUGGACCUCGUUGGAUCCUCUGGACACCUCUCACUGGAGUCGCAACAGCUCAGAGUCUUCUAAUGGCGUAAAGUCUUCAUCUUCUUUUCGAGUGCCAUCUGGGAGACCACCAUCCCUAAGUGGCUCCGUUUCGGGGCCAUUAUAUCUCCCUCAUAAUGGGAAAGCCACCAGUGCACGCUCGCCGAGUUUUCCACAAAACCUCAGUGAAAAAUCGUACGAGUCGUCAAGCGGUUACGGAUCAAACACCUCCAGAAGCUCAGUUCUUUCAGAAUCUUCUAGUUCAGAAUUCAGUCAGUCACCGUGUGAAAAUAAGACAGCAUUUAGUAGUUUAGAUACUUCAAGCAAAACUUGGUUUGAAGACAGUCCUUCUUUAAGUGAUAAAUCCGCAGAGUCUAAGUCAAAUGAUCUCAGUCAAUUUUUAAAAAGAGAUUCUGAGUGUGUAAGUUUUUCCGCUCCAGUGCUAGGAUCCGAUCAUCAAUCGUCAAUGUAUUCUGUCGGAGACUGGUCCAGAAAAUCUGGAGUGAAUCCUAUCAAUGGCGUAUCAUCAAAACCAGUUAACUACAUAAAUGCUCACAUGAAACCAGAAGUUGUGCUGCAGAAACAGCCUGUGCACCAAGCCAACAACUUAACUUAUCAGGCACUUCAUGAUGCUAAUCUGAUUCACUCGUCUCCUCUCAACAAUCUGCCUCCAAGCUAUAACAUGAAGCCUCACUUCUCUCAGGAGAAUUCUAACCAAGACUCAAUUGGAUCUCAUCCGUUACCGAAUACAUGUUAUAGCUCACAAAGUCUUCAUCCACAGUUACGGACCAACUUUGAGAAUAUGCCUCAGUACUAUCCACCCAAUCCUGCUUUGGGGCCCUCAAAUUCCCAUUUAGCUCCAUCUGUGCCUUAUCAAAGCCAGGGAAUCCAACAAUCAUCAAAGCUGGAUUUAUUUGGUGGGACAUCACCCUUUGAUCCAGUUGCAACAGAAGCUCCUAAAGCAACCGAAAGACUAGGACAAGUAUUAGGUCAUUCGGAUAAUGAAGAGUGUUUCAGAGAUUCACAAAUUGGCGGUGUGGCAAUUGCUCUCAGUCAUGGAUCCGUCCUGUUUGAAUGCGCAAAACAUGAACUGCAUUCAACGACAGCGCUGAAAAAUCCCAAUCGCCAAGAGCCGUCACGCAUAAGCUUGGUAUUCUACCAGCAUCGCAAUCUAAACCGGCCGAAACACGGAUUGGACGAGUGGGAGGAGAAGAUGAGGCUUCGGAAAUUAGGCAUCACGACAUCUCAGUCAAACAUACAAAGUACAUCCUCUUCAACUGCAGCUUCCUCUGUCGCCUCCGAUUUUUUCCAGCUUCUCCCGUCGAAAGACAAAGUCUCCUUAUCCUCAUCGCAAUGCAUGAUGAGGGCACUCACCGCGACAACAACUACAUGGACAACACUGUUUCCUAUGCACCCGUGUAUGAUCAGUGGACCCUAUCAAGAAGAUGCUCCUGUUCCUUCAUAGUGACUCUCUAGUAAAUUUGUUACAAAUAAUGCUCCUUGGCAAUGAUUUUUACAUUUUCAACAGAUGUUGAGAGCCCAACGGUCCUCUCUAUUUCCAUUACAUAGUGUUUUUCAAAUGCUCACAAGAAACUUUUUCAAGUUUCUGCGUUGUAUAUUAUGUGUAAAGGGUAUGGUUACAGGUUUCUUCCCGGUUUUACAAAUAAUGUGAUUUGAAUUGGUUUAAUACUUAUUUUUUGUAGGGGUUUUUCCUCUACUUUUUUAAAUUUGGAGAAAUAUUUCUACCCGUAUAACUAGUUUAAUUAUCUGAAAAGGAUAGUUUAAGCUGUGUACACCACUGGAUUUUGACCACAAGCCUAGACAUAUUUACUUCACUGGCAACAAAUAGCCACAAAUGGUGGAUGAAAAAUUGGCUCGCUUUUUUUUCUCUUUUUCCCUCCAAAAACUUGUAAAACUUAUUUUAAAUUGUGUCUAGCGUUUGAUUUUCUUCUCUCAGUCGCAAUACGCGAUAGAUUCAUUAAAGUUGUGCAAAUAUUUUGUAGAAGGUAUGAGUGCUUCUUUAUUUUACAUUUUUUCUUGAAUCUACAAAUUAGGAGAAAAUUUCUAAUCAAAAACUUUUUAAAUAUUAGAUUGGAUUUUUUUUACUCAUUAAUUUUUUGCUGGUCAAAAUUUAAGGAAAGUUAAUUACUUUUUUAAGGAGAAAUUCUAGUUAUCAUUUCCAACAUAUCAUAUUCUAAUAUUUUAAAUUCUCAGCGUAAAAGUUGCAUUGUAAAAUUAAUCACUCGGAAAACUUCAGUUCCCAUUUCAUCAUAUAUUUUAUGAAGCAAACAUGAGAAAAAAUGACAAAGUGUAAAUAUUUUAUUGCCAUUAUAAAAUAACAUGGGAAAAAUAUGAGAAAGAAAGAAAAAAAUUACCUCUUAGAAAAAAAGAGAGAAAAAUUGUGAGAAGCGGUCAUUUCAAUAGUUUUGAAUGAAAUCAUCAGAAUAACUUUUCCUAGGUACAAUCAUUAUUAGGAUCAAAACAUAAAAAUUUUAUUUGUCAGCGAGUUAAAGAAAAAAAUCAGUGUUGUGUACGGUUAGACAAAAAUGCCUAAUUGUUUUAAAAUUCCAAGCCUAUUUUAUAUAAUCCUACUUAUAGUACAAAAUCAAAUCAUCGUAAUCAUUAAAUUGUAUAUUUUAAUAAAAACAAAUUUGCGAUUGUUCAAAGCUUAAAAGUUUCUUUCUAUUUAUUCGCUGUUCUAAUUUUAUUUUUUCUAUCAGACAAAUUUAUUUGAGCCGUUUAAAAGAAGAAAAAAACAAAAUCUUAUUUUUUUUUUAUAUAAAGUAGUGUUAUGUAAAGUUAUUUAUCAUCAGUAUAAUAAAAAAAAAUCUUUGUAAGUACAUUUGAUGGGUUAAACUAUCUCCUACUUUAUAAGUACCUGAUUGAUAAAUUUUUCAGCCUUUUUUAAAAUAAUCAGUUUUGAAUGAUGUUCAUUUGAAAACUUUAUUCAACGUUCUAAGCUGUAUUUCAACAUUUAUCAAUGUUAACUUUGUUCAUAUGCUUACUACGGUAUUUUUUGGAUUUCAAUUUGAACCUGUAGAUUUGUAACUUAAUAAUUUUGUUCGUGUUUUUAAAUCGUCUCGUUUUAUUGUCAGCUCAGUCUUUAUUUGUGUCACUUUUCAAUUUAAUUCAUUUCCAUUAUUUGUCUCUCCCUUUGCACUAUUGUCAAGCAAUUCAUGAAAAGUCCAAAGUUCAGUCAUAUGAUUAGGCUGGGAUAUCUUUUUUUAAUACGAACAUUUUCAAAGGAUGUUUUCACCUUUCUUGAUCAGAAUGUUUUAUAUCCUGUUUAGGUCAUGAACUGUAUCUCUUACCCUGUAACUUGAUAUCAGUUUUAAUUUUAACAAUCCUUGUUUCAUAUUUUUGGUAAAAAGUAUAAGUUAUGAAUAAGUUAUUGAACUACUGCUGGUUUUCUAAGUUGCAAAAACGAAAUAGAGAAUAUCCAUUUAACUUUUUGCAUUUACAGUUCUCUCAGCAUUCCACUAUGUUUUUCUUACAAAAAGAAAAAUGGAGAAACAGUGAUUUCGUUCUUGUGAGUGAAUCUUCCUGCUCAAAUCAGACGAUUAGUCAUCUUUUUGACUAUUUCUCUAGUCCGGAAAAACUGCAUCCAUUUUCUGGCUUAAGCCUAAAAAUUGUAACAGCAAUUUUUAUAAUGUCUGCAGUGCAUGACUACAGUUUUCAGUAGCUUGCUGUCGUGCAAGUUCUGCUGUCAUUGUUUUUUUUUUUUUUCAUUUUUUUUCUUUAUCCUAGCUAUCAAAAGAGUAUCUGUCAAAGGCUCUGUUAGCGUUGAAUUGACUAUUUCAAUACAGGAUUUAGAUAUAACCAUGAGUAUUUUGUUCAAUCUUCUCAGCAUUUUUUGUAACAAAGAAAGCAUUUUGGUGUUAUCAUCUACAAGCACAAUAAUUUUCUUGCAUGUCUGGUUCCGUUAAGGUAUCUUUGUUUGUACGCUUUGCAAAAAUUAAUAAUUAAAAAAAAGGAAAAAAAAAAUAUGUAAGACAAAAUUUGAACAUAAAAAAGAGCAUGGUUUUAAUAUCCUGAAUUCUUGUACGAAGAUGAAACCCCUUUUUUUUGAUCUCAACAAAUAAUUAUCUAGGAUCUAGUGUAAUUUUAUAAUGAUCGUUUUGUAAUGUACCUAUACCGUCUUUUCUAUUUUAUUUUUUAAAUUUAUUGUACAGAUUUCAAUCUAAACCAGCUCCUUUUUUCCAUACUCUGCGUGGAAUGAGACAUCAUUUCAUUUAUUUUCUAACAUUUGAACUCUUUUUUCCCUUGUAUAGUUAUUGAAUGAGAGGCUUUUGAAAUAUUCAUCUAUUUCACUGUGUUGCAAGGGGUUAAUAUGGGCUGUUUUUGGCUCAGCAGGAUGUAGAUAAUUUUAAGUUUUCAAAAAUAUGGUGGAUAGGGUACUGGGACAGUAGGUAAAUUUCCCCUCACCUGGCCGCAUUUAAUUUUGAGUAUGAUUCAAAUUUCUAGAACGGUCUUAGCCAGAUUGUAAGAAAUCAAGCAACAUUGUCUCGAGUUUCAGAAAUUCAUAAUAGGUUAAUGGAGGAACUCUGCUAAUAUUUUGACAUGCACCAAAAAGGUAAAGAUUUUGCAUGAAGCGCAAUUUAAAAAUUGGCAUCUCUUGUCCCUGAUUAAACCUUAACUUAAUGUUCUUAAAUUACAGUAAAAGAAAUUAUCAAUGCUCAAAUUGUGAGGUGAGGGCUUAUCGGCUAGAGGCCGAUUGGUCGCUCUGAUAAAUUAUGAAAAAAAGGUGUUCACUUUCUUAAAAAGUCCUGAGGAGCUGCCGAUAAUUACUUUUCGGUUUUCUGGGCUCCAAACACCCCUUAUUGAUUCUUCCCUUGUUACUGUUAUGUGUUCAUGUUAAUCGUUGAAAGUCACCUUUUAACUGCUCUUUUGGUUGGAUUAAACCAAAGAAAAUUAAUUAAUUCAAUUCUUUCAUCUCAAGAAUUUGACUCUUUGUUUAUUCGCCCUCCCCCUCCCCUGUAAAAUUUAUUUUCCUGUAGUCAGUAUAUUUUUUAGUUUAAUUUAUCUAAUUUAUUUGUAAAAUAUCAUUUCGUGACUUGUACACAUUAUAAAUGUUUUGUGUUGUUAUUUAUUAUUUCAUUUGUGUAUUUAUUUUUUUAUUUAUUAAUUUUUUCUUUUUUUUCAUUGUCUUACUUUUACGUUAGUUUUACACACCUACCCAUUUUUGGUCCUUAAAUCUUUCGAGUGUAUUGUAGGCUUAAACCCUGUAGUUUUAAAUUUUAUUGUUUCUCAAGCGUUCUGUUUUGUGUUUUUUUUUUACUCUUUCCUCUCUGCUCAUUCCGCUGUUUUUAUUUGGAAAACCUGUUUUUAUGUUAGGUUAAUCUUUCAAUUGUUCAUUUCAUCUAGUCUUCUUUGUAGGUUUAAAAUUAUGUUACUCUAACAUCUCACCACUCUCUCUAAUGAUUUUCUUUCACCAUUUUUGCGUUGUUUACGCUUUUGACUUCAAAGUUACCCAUCAUCUCUUGUUCACUAAGGGAAAUGAUUCAGUAUUCACCAUUUGAAAUAAUUGAAUGCAGAAAAAACAUGAGAGAAGUUAUAGACCACUCAAUUUUGCUGGGUGUCAAAAUGAAGAAGUGAAGCUGCAUUUUUGACUACAGCACUAGAUACACGAAGAGAUCUCCAAAUUUCAUAAAUCCUACUUUUCAUUCAUUAUAAUUCUACACCCUACAUUUACUCCUAAGACUAAAUAAAAGCAUCUACAUUAGCAUAAGCAUCUAUAAGUUGUUAUUUUUUGUUCCAUAAUCUAACUAAUUUGACUAAUUUACAAACACCUUUCUCUUACGAAUUUCUGUUUAAUUUAUUUUCUUACUUAAUAAUCGUAAGUCUCUCAAACUACCAUGCUGCCAGGGUUUUGGUUCUAGUAAGAAAUAUAGGAAUGAUUUCAUUCAAUUUCAAGCAAAUAUCCACGAGUGAAUUUGGUUCAGUUUAUGACAUACUGCCAACCUUUGUCAAUACAAAACGAAAUUCCCUCCAGACAACAGUGCCCACUUCUGUAGGUGGGUCAAGAAAUGAAUUCUUGCAAACGUUGAGUGCAAGUCAUCAAACCCCCGAGUUCAGCUCUUGACUUCUGGUGACUGUUUUUUUUUUGUCUGUCAGCAGGUUUGUGAAAUCUGGCUUAAAAGUGAACCAAAUUCCUCCUGUAGAAAUGUGUCAAUUGCUUUGUUUGCUUAUGUUGAUCAUUCGUAGUACGACUUCUCGGAACAAGAUAUCCCUUUCAAAACUUACUUUCAAAUCUUUCGCUCUAAGACCUAUCAAUGCCGCAUUUUUACCUCUCAGGCCAAGUUUAAUUAAAUAUAAGCUGAUAAAAAAAUGUAGGUAAUAACUAUCAUUGGAGAUUUAAGGACCUAAGUUAAUUUUAGUUUUAAUUUUUACCCAUUGUAAAAAGUAUUUUGUGUUCCUCUCUCUACAUAAGAUGUUUCACAAUCAUAUUUCAUUUUUCUCUUUAACAAUUGAAUUGGCAAAGUAGAAGGAUGUCCUAUCUCCACCCCACUCCUCCUGUCUUUCCAUUCCGUCAUAAAAUUUGAACAAGUUUUCUCAAACUGAUUGCAGUUUACUUUUUUUUGCUCACUGAGACCAAGUUUUGUAUCAAUAAGCCCCGUGUUUUCUUUUUUGUACAAUGAGUUAUGAGGUUAUGAAUCGAGAAUCUUUCAUUUUCAUCUGAACCAAUCAACAGCUAGUGUUGACAGGGCAAAUAAAUGGCUCGUAAUUUUCCCUCCAUUUUGUGAUUAGCUACCAAAAAUCGGAAAAUUUGUUUAUCUUUUUGCCCUCAGGCAUUGUAAAUAAUCAUGAAAUUACAGCGUGUUUUUCAACAUACCUUGGUUGUACCUACAUAUUUUAUUGUACUUUUUUAAUUUUAAAUGCCUUGAUAUCUAGGCAAAAGAAGAAAAAAUCAGAAAUAAAAACAGAUAUUAUUUUCAAGGGACACAUUCUUGCUUUUUUUCGUGUUGCGUCAAUGCUCUGAUUCUUUGUAUUUGUAGGUUCAACUUGGUGUUUCAAUAUCCUCAGAAAAUUUGCCAUAUCGUAUUUGUAAAUGAAUCAUUUCAUUCAAUAUAUUUUUGCCAACAUAUUUUACAUCUGCAAAAGAAAAAUUUGAACAAAGAUAAGGAGAUCCAUUUAACGUUUAAAACAAACAAUUUUGAUUUAACACUACAAAAUUUCUCGUCAUGAUACCUUCAUUUUAAAAUUGAUUUGGGCUCUAUUCCAUAUUUUCCAGAAAUCUACCCUGUGAUAACAAAGUGAAAAGCUUGCAAGUUUUCCAUCCCCAUAAACAGUGCAUGAAUCUUUUUUUUCAUUACUCAUUAUUAUUUUGCUCCAAUUCAAGACUGCAGUCAAGCGGUUCCUGAACCCAAUCUCUCCCCCCACCAUCAAAUUUCAAAUUAAGUAUAGAUUCAGAGUUUCUUGGAUCCACCAAGUAAUUACUUCACCAUUUUACGCUUUAAGAAUCUCAGUUGGAAAGAAACCAGCAGUAAAAAUAAAGAAAUGUUAGCUCAAUUUAGAUUUACCCAAUUUUUGUAAUUUUUUUGUACUGUAUAAAAGUAUUUUUAUCUUUAAAAAUUUUAUUGUGAUGUUUGAACAAUUUAAAGGAAUUUUUCCAAUUCUAAUUUUUUUAAAAAAAAAACAAUACUAUCAUUUGUGUUAUACUAAGCUAGUAGCUAAAACUAUUCAAAAAAUUACCUGUUUUGUAUUGAACGUGAAAGCUCUGCAUUUUACCAUCAUUUUACUUUAAUCCGGGGCUGAUAAAUUUCGCUCUCACAUUUUUUCAUUUCGCGCAAAAUUGCAACUGCUUGGAAAGUGAACAAUCAAAUGGCCAAUUUUUAGAUUAAUGCCUCAUUACAACUUACAUCUUUUAUUUAUUUAUUUUUUUUUCUUCACAAUAAUCCUCACGUAGAAGUGCCAAUUUUUUUUCCAAGCCAUACAUUGAAAUUGCUUAUGGUUUUUUUGUAGUUCAAGCAAUCAGAUCAUUUUCUAUACUCAAAUUCACUUUUUCUUGCAGUCUUUUCUUUUUACUUAUCAAUAUUUUAAAGAAUUUUCAUAAAAGUUAGUCUAUGAAUGUCACAAUAUGAACAAACGGCCCUAGCAAGUUUCGAUCGGGUUUCUUAUCAGUUUUGUAUUAAUGCAGGACACCCUUGAGCUCUACCUAAAACUUGGUAUCCAUAAUCUGUAUCUAAGUUACACUUAAAGUUGCAAAACUCAUUCUCGUUUAGGUAUCAAACCUGAAAAAUCUGUCUCUCCUUUAAAUUGUCAGGUCUUUUGAAAUUUUAAUGGUAGAAAUGCUUGCUUUUUCUCACUUGUCAUGCAGACCAUGUCUCUAUUCUCCAGAGUUUUGCUGACUUGGCAUGCCUUAGAAAUGCUGUUGCUUAAAUUAAGACUUUUCCAAUAAAUGCAUGCGGGUCAAAAAGUCGCCCUGUAUGCACUUCUGCUGUUGCCAUCUCAAUCAAACUUAGCCGGUAGAGCUUAAGGGCUUCCUUAAUUAUAAUUUAAGAACCUCUUACUUCAACUCGUCAAAAAUUUCUCAUCUCGUUCUCAUUCAUAUGAUUUAGAGGCACUUCCUCAUUGGAUUUCAAGGUUGCCACAGUUAGAGAUAAUUGGAACAACCGGGAAAUAUCAGAGAAUUUUAAGAAGCCUGGGAAAACCUGGGAGCGCCAGUGAAAAUGAUGAGAGCACAAGGGGAAAAUUGUUAAGUCGCCUUUAUUUGCUUUUUAGAAUGGUUAACGUUUCGAACAACAAAGAUUGCCUGAAAACUAUUUCCAAUUUUGUCUUUUUAAUCAUUUGGCAUUUAUAUUUGGCCAGAGAAAUCAGAGAAAUUCAUUUUCCAAAUUCUGUGGCAAGUCUGGAAUGUCCUCGAGUGAAAAAUUUUAGUGAACAUGCCAUUCAUGUUCGAAGGAUGCAGAAAAAGUCAUUCUAACAGCCUCUCAUUUCAAGUUGGAGGAGUUAGUAAAGAUGUUCAAUAUUUGUUUAUAACACUUGUUGAUUUUUCACCGUAUGGUUUUCAAAAGUAAUAUUUAUUAUUUAUUUAUUUUUUCUUUUUCCAUGAGGCGGUACUACAAAUAUGAGCAAUCAGUAUCUUAUUAAUUUUGAUAGGUUAACUUAAGAAGAAAGGAAAAUAAAAGAAGAAAAGAAUCUUUCAUGAAGUGCUUAAUCAUGACUGCACAAACAUUAGGGUAGAGUGAGGUACAUUAGGCGUUACUUCAAUUUCCUAACCUUCUUUUUCCAUGAGCACUGAAGCAACCAAAAAUUUAUUGGCAAGACCUUUGGGAGAAAAAACGUAAUUAAAUGGCAAGUGUCCUGAGCCAAGAACACAGGAGAGAAAAAUGGUGAUUGGAAAAAGUUUCCUAAUACAUUAGUCACUUAGCCUAAGCAACACUCAAAUUUUCCUUGCCUAUAGUUUUUUGUCUCUCCAAGUUGCAAAAUGCGAAGGAUAUGCAACGACUCAAUCCUCGUAUUUUGGUUUCAUCCGUUGGUUUUCUUUCAGCUUACAAUUAGCCAGGUGCACCAUGAAAUUCUAUUUGAAUUCAUUUGCUCAAUUUUAUCAAUCUAAGAAAACCAAUAUUUCAUUAAGAAGUACUUCCAUCUGUAUUCUUGCUUCUUGCCGUGAAACAUGUUUUUUUAAUUGGUUAAUUUGUAUCGUAUUCCACUUUUCUGAUGUGGAAUAUAAGUCUGCUUACUGACGCCUCACUCAUCCCUAAACGGAUAAAUUAGUCUUUGUAUCUUUUCUUAAAUUAUUUGUAUAAGAUUUUUAAUAUAAUAGUGUGUUGCCAAUAUGAUUAUUUAUUACUGUAAUUUAUUUAUUGAGUUUGUAGUAUUAUCUAUUAAGUAUUUUAUUUUUUAUAAAGUCACAUUCUUGAAUUUUA
Bemisia tabaci is the source of this 16135-nucleotide messenger RNA. The record is from RefSeq and is a predicted model, not a curated record. NCBI's taxonomy places the organism in Eukaryota, Metazoa, Arthropoda, Insecta, Hemiptera, Aleyrodidae.